This is a messenger RNA of Linnemannia hyalina, 642 nucleotides long. Lineage: Eukaryota; Fungi; Mortierellomycota; Mortierellomycetes; Mortierellales; Mortierellaceae. The record is from the annotation of a GenBank genome assembly.
AUGGGUGCCACUCACUCGUCCUCACGCGACUCGCACCACGGCUCCAGGUCCUCCUCGGGCUUCACCAUCCACAAGGGACGCUCCUCCUACUCAAAAGAGCGCCUCCGCUCCCACAGCAACAACAGCAUCCAUACCCCUACUCACUCUUACAACAACCACCACCAACACAAGCAACCUCAGAUGCACUACCCCUCUGCCAACAACAGCGCAAGCACCCUCAACACCAGCCACUACCUCUCGCCCGCGUCCUCCUCUCACGCUCACAACAGCCACCCUCAAUACCGCAACCACCACAGUGCACCCAUCCAUAGCCCAUCCUCCCAUCGCCAUGGCACUAUCUCCCCACCCUCCAGCAACACCUCCAAUAACUCCUCAACACUCCAAAAGGCCGUAACCCGGCGGAGAGCCUCAAGCCAGACAGUCGAGUCAAACAUCUCGUCCAGCUACGGCUCCACUCUUGUUGCCUCCUCCCCCGAUCGUCAACAGGCCUACCUUCCAAGGCACUCUGGCGAAGGGAAAGGUGCAGGAGGAUUUGGGCAAUCCCAGGACGAUCUCGAGUUCCGAUGGUACCAUGGACGACGCUACCACAACACUCCUAGCCACUAUAUGCUCCCCAAUGACACCGAAGAAGUCGACAGGUAA